Solanum lycopersicum (tomato) is the source of this 828-nucleotide messenger RNA. RefSeq names its product IQ domain-containing protein IQM1-like. Lineage: Eukaryota; Viridiplantae; Streptophyta; Magnoliopsida; Solanales; Solanaceae. The record is from RefSeq and is a predicted model, not a curated record.
AUGCCCCUGAAUACAACAGAACGAUCGAAGUGGAUUUUCGUUCUUAGUACUUCAAGAGUUCUUUAUGUUGGAAAGAAAAAGAAGGGUGUUUUCCAACACUCUAAUUUCCUAUCUGGUGGUGCUACUACAGCAGCUGGUAGAUUGAUUGUUUAUGAUGAAAUUCUUGAGUCUCAUUUUGCACUGCAUGCAAUUUGUCCAUACAUCAGUCACUAUCUUCCAACAGAAGAUAAUUUCAAGAAAUUCAUCAAUUUCCUUGAGGAACACCAUGUAGAUUUGGCUAACGUUAAGGUAAUGAUACUAGCAAUGCAAAUAUUAACGUUCCAAUGUAGUGCAAAUUUUGCACCAGUACUACUGAUGCUAAUAGGCAAAUCAUUAACUUUUUACCUACAAAAUUGUGCAAUAGACAAUGAUAGACUUUUAUUGGAGUCUAACAAAGACAUGGAGAAAACCUUAUCACAAAAUUGUGAUACAGAUAAAGCUAAGGACGAUGGUAUGGUCAGUGAUGUGUUGACAAUAACUGCUCAUGAAGAAAAAUUUACACAUACCAGCAAAAACAAGACAGAAGAACCAGUUUUUGACUUGACCAAACGUUUGUCUUACAAGUGGAUAAGUGGUGUUGCUUCCUGUAUUGGUUGUGUUAGAGACUAUUCAAUUGAUCUUCAAUCUCAGGCCCUUGAAACAGUCAAUCUAUCUCCAAGAGUUCACUUGUCUCAGCCAAAGAACUAUUAUCAAAUACCUUCACAACGUCCGAGCCCAAAAAUCCUUGUAUCGCCUAGGCUUGCAUACAUGGGACUUCCAAGCCCAAGAGUUUCUGUUACUACCUCGUGA